This is a messenger RNA of Pseudopipra pipra, 2496 nucleotides long. RefSeq names its product killer cell lectin-like receptor subfamily B member 1A. The record is from RefSeq and is a predicted model, not a curated record. Lineage: Eukaryota; Metazoa; Chordata; Aves; Passeriformes; Pipridae. The coding region runs from base 410 to 1018 and encodes 202 amino acids. The transcript is spliced from 5 exons.
UUGGACAGAACUGGUGCUUUAUUGAGCAAUUCUCUCAUUUUGUGCUCCUUUUGAUGGUAUUUUAUCGAUUCUCAUCUCUUAGAGAUCUCGAUCAACACCUUGAUCUCUUAUUUUCACCAUUUUAGCGGGGGUGUGAGGAGUGGUUUUUCUCUCCCAGCACCUCGUGCUGUGUCUCCUUGUCCUCCUUGUCCCUUCCCGUGGGUUUCCUUCCUCUGGGCACAGACCUCCGACCCCCCACCCCUCGGGGCCGUCAGGACGAGUCCCCCCAGCAGUUGUGGGGCUUUGGUUUGGGUACAGGAAGCUCCGAACCCGCUGCCAGUUCACACCAGCCCGGGGGGGCAGCGGCGCUUUGGUUUCCUGUCCCUUCCUCCUGUGACCACUGCGGGUCCCCGGCGCUGAGCGGCGGGACAUGGAGGACCAGGACGGCUACAUGGCCUUAGAGCAGUGGAGGAAACGAGGGGCUGCGGGGAGCCCCCCGUCCUCCCCGGGGGCAGCUGUAGGAUCUGGCUUUCCAGAACCCCGGGGGGUCCCCCCCACAGCCCCCCCCCGCCGUCCCCGCUGCCUCCUCGGGGCCCUCACGGCUGCCCUGGCGCUGUCCCUGGUGCUGUGUGUGUCCUGGUGGGUGGCAGAGAGGGCACAGCCCGAGGCGACCUGGAGGUGGGGGAACACCUCCCUGGGACCCCCCUGUGCCAGCCUGGACGGCACCUUCAGGGAGCUGAGGAGGAUCCUGUGCCCCCUGCGAGAGGCCGAGGGGUGCAGGCUCUGCCCCGUGGGCUGGAUACUGGGCAGGACCAAGUGCUACUGGGUCUCGGAAAGGAUGAACUCGUGGCACGGGAGCCGGGAGGACUGCGGGGCCCGCGGGGCCGCGAUGGCGAUGCCGCGGGACAAGGACGAGCUGGAUUCCCUCAAUGAGACCCUGAGGAAACCCACGCGCCACUUCUGGAUCGGGCUCUCGGUGCCCGCGCCCGGCGUGGGCUGGACGUGGGUGAACGGCUCCCGCCCGGACUGGAGCCGGUGAGGAGCGCUGGGGGGGUCGGGGUGGGCACCCCCCUGUCCCCCGAGGGCCCCCCGGGGGUGACACGGGCCCCCUCCCGCACCCGCAGCUUCCCGCAGGACCUCGGGGAGGGUCGCGGAGCCUGCGGGGCGCUCAAGGGGGACAGGAUCGACCCCCGCGCCUGCGACACGGGGCUGCAGUGGAUCUGCCAGACGGAGUCCGCCCGGAUCUGAGCCUCCAUCGCACCCAAAACCCACCGUUAAUGCGCGAAAAAAUCCCGAUUCCCGCGGGUUCGGCACCCACCGGCGGCUCCCGGGGCACGGGCAGGACCGCGGUCGGGGAAAGUCGGGGGGCGGAGGAGAAAUCGAACUACGAAAAGAAUAAAAACUAAAAAUAACUUGUAAAAUUCACUUUGUGGGGGAGCUGGUUGGGAACAACCUCUCGAUCCCCCCGGUGCCCGAGGGCGGAGCGGACCUGCCUGUCCGUCGGGGCAGCUCUUUUAGGGACGCGGGGCAGGGGACGCUCCCCGGGGCCGCUCGUCCCCCCUCGCAGUGUCCCUCGGUGCCGCCGCGAGUGUCCGUCGGUGCCGCUGUUUCGGUCGCGGGUCUUUUAUUGCCUUCUCUCUUUUUUUUUUUUUUUUUUCCGUUCACACCCCCCAUCUCCCCGCCCCGGGGCGGCCCUUUCGCCGCCGCCGCCCCUCGCCCGCCCCUUGUCGCAGCUCUUCAGUGACAGGGGGUGGGUCCCACGAGCCAAGGCAGGGUCUGUCUGUCUGUCCCUCCGGGCAGCUCCUGCAGCACCGCCGCGGCUCUGCUGUCGCGUUUAAUUCUAUUUUCUAUAUUUUAUUCUCAGCUCCCACCCCGCUCGGCGCAGCCUUUCUGGCCACCCCCGACACCGCCCGUUCAGUGACACCGCCGGGGGACCCCUCGGUGCAGCCUUUUAUUCUAUUUUACUCUAUUUCCUGUCUUUUCUUCUGUUCCCACGCUCGCUGCGGCUCUUUCAGACGCGGGCGGUGGGAACCCCUCGCAGCGAUUUUAACGCUCCUGCGGAGCCAAGAAAUGCCGGGAAACAGUUUCGACGCGCGCAGCUGCUUUUCCUGCCUGUCCCCGGCACAUUUUACAAGCAGUGACACAAAUGGGCUGUGCCAGCGCUCGGUGCCCCUGGGCUCCAAACUGCCGGGGCAGGAGCCGCUGGGCACAAUCCUGAGAUACCUUUCCCCACUCCCCUCAUCACGACUGUUGAGCUUUUCUUCACAGAAACAAUUCCCCGUGGUAAUGAAAGGCUGUAUAACAAGGUCAUAAGUAUUAUUAUGUCAAUAUUUGUGCUUGGUUGGGUGCAUUCUGGUCCAUCUUUUAUGGUAUUUAAAGUGCAGAGCCUCCAUCCCAGACUUAUGAGCAACCACGUGGGACCCCUUCAGCCAAAAACCUCCCCCUGGGUUUCUCAGAUGUCACGAUGGUGGUCGUACAUCCCCAACAGCUUCUCAUUUCUUCUGGCUCCAAACUGUG